This is a messenger RNA of Fibroporia radiculosa, 1125 nucleotides long. RefSeq lists its product as uncharacterized. Bases 1 to 1125 code for a protein of 374 amino acids. NCBI's taxonomy places the organism in Eukaryota, Fungi, Basidiomycota, Agaricomycetes, Polyporales, Fibroporiaceae. The record is from RefSeq and is a predicted model, not a curated record. The transcript is spliced from 2 exons.
AUGGGUUCCAGCACGCCGCUUGGGCCGCCGAGUGCUACGAGCUCAGGACAACCUGUGUCCUCGGCUUUGUCCUCUCAACUCCCUACAUCCUCAUAUUCCUCUUCGUCUGGGUUGUUGAUCAAUACCACAUCAUCAAUUCUGCAACCUUCCGCCAGCGUAUCAAUGUCAACAGUCAUUCCUGUCAAUAUGUCGUAUAGUAAUGGUGACAGCAACCCCUCCGCUCCCUCUUCAGCGUCACUAUCUCCCAACACUCUAUCUCGGGAAUCACAAAUGAUAACCGGCUCUGUAUCGCCAUCCGAAUCGGUGGAGACUCUGGUGUCAAUAUUAGCCGCUUCUUCGUUCGCUGCGUCGACACAAACCACACUAGUGGUCCAGUAUACAACAGAAGCCUCAAAUGCCAUUUCUUUUUCGUCAUCUUUGUCGUCGUCCGAAACAAUCCUCAGGUCAUCAAUAGCAUCGACCUUGAGUUACUCAUCGGAGGAAAACUCAUCAUCGACGUCUGUCCCUACAGUGGCUGGGAACGUGAACUCAUCGCAUUCUCGCCCCAAUUACGUUACAGCAAUCAUAGGCGGUGUUAUUGGCGGGUGCUUGUUUCCGGUAGCAAUCAUUAUCCUACUUCGCAUGCGAAGAAACAAGCUGAAGCACGAUGCGCUUCGCGUGGGUGAGAAUCUCUUGUUGGGUAGAUGGCUGAAUGACGAGUUCACAGUCGCACCACGGCAAUCUAUUCCCUCCUUCCCGUCCCGUUCAACAGACGCGCAUUCAAACAGGGGCAUGGCGGUUCUGGAAAGAGGCCAACCGGAAAACUUGGAGUGCAUGAAGGCCCCUGUUCCCGCAAGAGACUCACAACUUCAUCACCAAAGUCGGCAUCUUUCCCUUCCCUCCUCUCUUACCAGGACGGGCAUUCUCUUCUCCCCAAGGCCAAACAGCGAUCGGGCACCGUCCUACCGAAGUCAUGAUGUGGAUGAGGGUGCCGACGAACGCACCCUGGGAUGGAGUACGAUACACCGGCUUCUUCCGGUGUUCACUACUGGUGGCCUUGGACCCGAGGCAGAGUUCGUGCUCGUGGGCCACGACGGACACAGUUCUGGCUCGUUGGUCUUACUUCCUCCUGGGUACCGGGACUGA